Messenger RNA from Brassica oleracea var. oleracea, 590 nucleotides. RefSeq lists its product as uncharacterized. The record is from RefSeq and is a predicted model, not a curated record. The transcript has a single exon. Lineage: Eukaryota; Viridiplantae; Streptophyta; Magnoliopsida; Brassicales; Brassicaceae. Bases 59 to 532 code for a protein of 157 amino acids.
AAAACACUUAACUCAACAAACUUGAAAAUUACGCUCGCUCUCUCUUCUUUCUUUCAUCAUGGAUGCUGAGGGGAAAGCAGAGGGGAAAAAGGUUCAGGAAUCAGCAAGCACAGAGUUAGUCGUUGAUAUCCAUCAAGGAUUCACAAUAGAUGAAAGAGACCUUACACAACCUAGCAAGGGUCCUGGGUACUUCAGAGUUUUGGUAUGGAUAGACGAAAAAGAUGUACACGGAACGAAAGUGGUCAAGUCUUUUGGAGGCUUCCAUCAAUUCAAUGAAAGAUUAGUGAUUGAUUUACAUUCUUUUGAUUUCAAAUAUAUCUACAUUGAGUUGCAAAGAGGGGUUUGUUUUAAAGAUCCUGGAACAUCUAAUGGUACUGUUGUGAUGGGUCGAGUGAAGAUUCGAUUGCCUCCUUGGAACAGUUGCAACAAGUUCGCUUUUAAGGUCAACCUCAUUGGUUUGAAUAGUGACGGAUGUGUAGUUGCUAAGGGAUACCUAAAUUUGUCUAUGUAUCUUCAUAGGUAUCUUGCGUGAUAAUUUUUAGGGUUUUUUGUUUUGUUUUUUUUUAUCUUACUUGUGUUUUUGACUUUAA